Messenger RNA from Mesorhabditis belari, 2487 nucleotides. NCBI's taxonomy places the organism in Eukaryota, Metazoa, Nematoda, Chromadorea, Rhabditida, Rhabditidae. The record is from the annotation of a GenBank genome assembly.
AUGGAAGAGGUGACGAAUCUCAAAAUUGGCCUCCUCGUCGCGAUGGGCGUUUUUGCGACCAUUUUUGGAUUUUUACCGAUUAGGCUACGAAGCCUCAAAGCUCUAUCAUCGGACAAAUCGUAUCCUCUAUCAUUGAUUACGUGUUUUGCCGGUGGAGUGUUCUUGGCCGUGUGCAUUCUUGAUAUAUUGCCCGAAGCAUUUGAGAUGCUCGAAGAAAUUGAAUCGAAAAACGUGACAAAUUCAAGUAUCCCCUGGGUGGGAAUGCUCACUGGAUUGGGAUUCUUUUUGGUUCAUUUCAUUGAAAUAAUCACCGACCAUUGCUGUGCCCAUUCACACCAACCAAGCGAGGAGAAGCUGACAAAGGUGCUCCCACGAAUUUCCUCUGGCUUGGAUUUGGACUCAGAUAGAGAGACGUCGAAAAAUAGUGAGGAAAUCAGCUUUCAGACGACGAAAAGCAAGGAUUUAAAUGCCCUAUCGAAGUGUUUAUCAUUGGUAUUCGCUCUCUCGAUUCACAGUGCUUUGGAAGGUUUUGCUUUCGGAAUACAAAUGGAAAUGAAAUCGACGAUAGCGCUAUUUUUUGGAAUAAUGAUACAUAAAGCGGCUGUUUUUUUCUCGACAGGUGUUCGCUUGUCUACCUCAAAUCUGAGCCCAGCUUUGCCCAUUAUUUUCGUCUUUUUCCUUUCUGCAAUGGCUCCUUUUGGUGGUUUUGUGGGAUUGCUUAUUGAGGGUGUUGAAAUUCCGGCAAAGGACAAGAUCAUGUUCUUCUUGAAUUGUUUAUCGUUAGGCACAUUCUUGCAGAUUACUUUUUAUGAACUACUCGUCCCGGAAAGUCAAAAGGGUUUCUCGAAAAUCGGCCAAUUCGCCGCCACACUUGUCGAAGUUGCCGGUGAUAAGAUUACGGUGGCCGGGCGAAUCUUUUGCAAUAGCAGCUAUGUCACCGGGGAUGCGUACAUUGAGCUGAAUGAUUUUGAUGGAAUUCUGGAGCCAGAUUUUAUCGGUGAGACGAUCGUUCAACUAGAAAAUGAGCCGAACAAGCGGAAAGUCUUUCGAAUUUCCGGAGAGGCUUCAGAUGGUUCUAUAAAUCCUCGGCUUGAGCCCUAUUUGCGAAUUUUUCACGGAUGUGGUGUGAACUUUCGCACCGAAUGCCUUCAACUGAUCCCCGAGGAGGCUCCCUCGGAAGAUUACUUUUAUUACAUGGGCGAUAUCAUUUUGAAUGGUGACGAAGAGGUAAAGGUCUGGGAAUCGUGCCAACCGAAAUAUUGCCGCCCGAUGACGAAAUGGCAACUUCAUUUUGAUCAAGAAAACCUGGAUCUCCGAAUAGAUGUUUCGUUAAGGACGGCGAACGGACAGCAAACGAUUCACGAAAUGUCGACCACAAAUGGAUUGGCUGAUUGGAUAGCUCCACUUCUCGCACAAAGAGAUACAAGUGAAACGAAAAGCGGAAAUCGACGUUGUCGUCCCGUGAUGGUUGUGCCGGCUUCUCGGCCCUUUCGAAUGAUCCCUCCACCGAUGUUACCUUUUUCAAUUCGUGCUCAUCACCAAUCAGCUCCUCGACAAGCACCACAUCCAGCAACACCGUAUCUUCCGCCAAACCAGUCAUCGAUGCAUCGAGUGCUCAAUCAACAACAGCACCCACCUGGCCUACAUCCUACACUCAUCGGUCACUCGCUUGAGCACCAGAAAAUUCCCGGCGUCAAGUGGAUACAUUCUGUUGGAAAGACUCGUCGAAUGUACGUAUCAGCUGGCGUUUCAACAUUUGCGGAAGUGAUGCGUCCAUGGGUGGAGAAGCACUGCUCUCACACGUUUACCUCCUUUUCCGAAGUGGUUUCUCGAGCAUUGCCUUUCUGGGACACACUGACUAGAGUCGAACGCGAGGCUUGGCAAGAGCGUGCUGUUAAAGAGGGAAAACAAGACCAUUGUAUUUAUAUGAGAAGUCCAAACUGGGAACAACAAGCCAAUCAACAUAAGCAUCGUCGUCACGAGGAACAUGAUGAAUUGGAUGAAAAUGACAGUGAUCCCGAUGAAUUGCCUGGACCGCUCGUCGAGGGCCAAGAACAUGGCACACAACAUUCGACUAUGAAGAUCUUGCGGAAUGAGAAAAGCGAAGUUUAUUCAAACGACGUCCGCCAGUGCCCAAUUCGUAUCUCUGCAACUUCUCACCUUUUUGCGUCAAAUGGUGCACGUAUUUCUUCAAAUUCAAGCAGCAAAGCCGACAACUCUUCAUCGACGAUAAAGGCAAAUAAAGCUUCAACGGCGCUUGUGUGGGAGCGUGGUCAUGUCUCUACCCACCCGCAUGCUCAAAAUUACCGCCAUCCAAUGCACUAUCCACAUCAGCAUACUCAUCCUCAUCAUUAUCAUCAUCAACACAAUCGAGGUGGAUCAACGACAAUGCAGCGGAUCGGUUGGAGCACCGAGAAGCGUAAGCCACAACCGUUCGAAGGACGCAAUUGGAUCAUGGGUCGUUACACUUCGUCUACGCGUACCGGU